AUGGUGACUCCUCCCACCGCACUGACUCCUCCCACCAUUGGAAACAGCAGUACUUUCAACCAAUUCGUUGACUCAGAGUUUCGGUACACUCUGUUUACUAUAUUCUACAGCCUGGUCUUUAUCUUUGGGUUGCUGGCCAACUGCUACGCUCUUUAUGUGCUGCACCGUCUGCGAGAGUCUAAAGCCAUGAAUGAGAUUCGAAUCUACAUGACCAACUUGACCGUUGCAGACCUGCUGUUUGUGGUCGCUCUACCGUUCUGGAUUGACUACUACAAGAAUCACGGCAACUGGAAGAACUCAGAUGCCCUCUGUCGUAUCACAGGCUCGUUGUUCUUCAUCAACACAUACUGCUCUAUUCUCUUCCUUACUGUCAUCAGCAUUAACCGUUACUGGGCUGUUACCAGGCCACUGGUGGCGGCUUCUUCUGACUGCUGGAAACGUGGAGCAAUCGUCUCAGCGCUCAUCUGGGUUGUUACUCUUGCAGCAUCAGUUAAAUCCCUCACUGACGAUGGAAUCCCGAAGAAUAAGGAGAAUAACAUUUCUCGCUGUUUUGAGGGUUAUCAAGAUGAGGAUUACUCUACAAAAUAUGCAAUGGCCGUCACACACUUCAUCAUUAUUAGCUUAUUCUUUCUUGUUUUCUUGAUGGUGAUCAUCUGCAACAUCUCGAUUGCUCGAGCUCUUCUGUCACAACCCAUCAGUCAGCCUCAAGCCAGCACAGGAAAGCGUCCCGGUGGAACCAAGCGGAGAGCUUUGAGGAUGCUGUGUGCUGUCAUAGGUGUCUUUGUGGUGUGUUUCCUGCCCCACCACGUGGUGCAGGGUCCCUGGGUGUUGUCGGUGCUGUACCUGAAGGAAGAUUGGAGUAAAGAAACGCGGCAAAGCUUAAACGAUGCUCACCAGAUCACCCUCAUGCUUAUGGGGUUCAACUGCCUUCUGGACCCGCUGGUGUAUUGCUUCGCCACUACAAAGUUUCGCAAGUACAUCCAGAAUCAUUUCACAAAGGUCAAGAAUAAAAAACACUGCUCACGGAACACAUUGAGCACGGCCGUGUCACUGAAGAGCAGACAUGAGAAUGAAUUAUUAACUUCAAGAAAAAAAGAAAAACGCUGAGAAAUAAUUGGUGUCUGCUUAUUCUAAUUAGAAUCUUAUUCAGACAGUUUCAGAUUUUAGCGGAAUUUAAUUUCAAUUCCAAAUUAGGUUCUGUAUUCUUAAAGGGAUAGUUCAUCCAAAAAUGUCAAUACUGUCAUCAUUUACUCACCCUCAUGUCGUUCCAAACCUGUAUGACAUUUCUCUUUCUUUUAAAAUAUAUUUUAAAAAUGCCUAAAAAAUUAUGACAGAGCUUUCAUUUUUAUGUGAACUAUCCCUUUAAAUGUUAUUAAAUGAUUGACAUGAUUUUCAAUUAGUGCCCCUUGCAGACGUCACAUUCAAACAAGGGAGAAUUUUAAACUCUUCAAAUUAUUCAGCAAGAAAUGCUUCAUAUACUGAAAUAUUAAGCCUUAUCGGCUUCAUAUUUGAUUAAUGCAUUAUCAUAUUAUCUCUUAAAGAAAUAAUUCACCAAAGAAAGGACAGUUCUGUCAUCAUUUAUUCACCCUCAUGUCAUUCUAAACAUCCAUCAUUUUCUUCUUCUUCAGUGGAACACAGAAGAUUCUAUAGUGAUAAUGAAAUGUUCAAUUUUGGAUGAACUAUGCCUUUAAAUGUUUGCACUUGUGUAGGUGGAAUAUC
Carassius carassius (crucian carp) is the source of this 1719-nucleotide messenger RNA. RefSeq names its product platelet-activating factor receptor-like. Bases 1 to 1107 code for a protein of 368 amino acids. Gene Ontology annotation, molecular function: G protein-coupled purinergic nucleotide receptor activity; platelet activating factor receptor activity. The record is from RefSeq and is a predicted model, not a curated record. The transcript has a single exon. Gene Ontology annotation, biological process: chemotaxis; G protein-coupled receptor signaling pathway. Lineage: Eukaryota; Metazoa; Chordata; Actinopteri; Cypriniformes; Cyprinidae. Gene Ontology annotation, cellular component: membrane.